Funneliformis geosporum is the source of this 1245-nucleotide messenger RNA. NCBI's taxonomy places the organism in Eukaryota, Fungi, Glomeromycota, Glomeromycetes, Glomerales, Glomeraceae. The record is from the annotation of a GenBank genome assembly.
AUGACUUUGAAUCCUUACAAUUCAUCACCAAGAACGUCAUCAACUCCAGAAGGGAGAAAUAUUACUGUAGAAGGUGAAUUAGACCGGCAGGCUGGUUAUUCGUUUAACAGACAUAAUAGGAACGAAAGUGAAAUUACUGUUGAAAGUUCGUUUUUUUCAUCAGAUAGUGAUUCAGAAGAACAUCGUAAAAGACCGAAAAGAAAAAAAAAGGUAGCCAGUGAAACGAUCAAUCCCCCUCCAAAUAUAAAAUCUUCUAAAAUGUGGUGGACAAAAUUAUUUUCGUAUCUUCCGUGGGGCAAAAAAAAUAAAAAGCCAAAAGAACCUUCGUUACCGAUGCAUAAUGAGAAAAUCAUAAAAGAAAAAAGGAGCUGCUGCAUGAUAUUUUUAUGGAUAACGAUAAUGUUAAUACUAUCAUCUAUACUGGCUAAUUUAAUAGCGUUAGAUGUCAUGUAUGCUCGCAUAUCAUCAAUUAAUGAAACUAAAACUGCUGUAGUAAAAGAAGAAAAUAUUUCGGCAGUUGUAUGCUCGACCCUGCUUGGAUCUCCAGGGGAAAUUCUUAAAUUGUUUCCAUGCGAUCAAUGCUUAAUUAGCGGCAAACAAUUUUAUAAUGUAACUUCAUUCUGUGUCCUAAAAAAUUUAUGGCUCAGUUCUGUCAAUCAAACACGGAUGGAGGCAUUCAAUUGGAUGAAAGAUAACGACUAUUGUUCAUGGGGAGGUGUCAAAUGUGAUGAUUCAAAGAAUAUCAUCGAAUUAAAGCUCGCAUUCCCUUUUGUUUCAAGAUCGAUUACUUCUACAUUGGGUGAAUUAAUUACCUUGAAGAAGUUAUCGAUUACUGGCGAUGGUAAAGUUCCAAACGGUUCAUUACUCGCAGAUUACUUUAAGUUAGAAAAUUUAGAGGAGAUGGCCUUUAUAUCCACUGGCCUGACUGGACCCAUUCCAAAUAAAUUGGGUAAAAUGACUUCGUUAAGAAGUUUAACAAUUGUUAAUAAUACCCAACUGGGUGGCCCGAUUCCUAGUGAAAUAUCUUCUUUGAAGGCAUUAAAGGAAUUGGAUUUAAGUAAUAAUCAGUUGUCUGGUGCCAUUCCUGAAUCACUUGGCACAUUGGACCUGAAUAAUUUGUCUUUAAAUGGUAAUACAUUGACCGGCGAUGUACCUAAUAGGAUUUGUCAGAAUGCUUAUGCGAGUUGCAACUUUUCCAAAAAUCAGUUAACUGCCGCAGACUGCGGAGUAUGUACUUUUGCAUAA